Entamoeba invadens IP1 is the source of this 1239-nucleotide messenger RNA. RefSeq lists its product as hypothetical. The record is from RefSeq and is a predicted model, not a curated record. Bases 1 to 1239 code for a protein of 412 amino acids. The transcript has 2 exons. NCBI's taxonomy places the organism in Eukaryota, Evosea, Mastigamoebida, Endamoebidae.
AUGUCAAAUACAGUGUCUUGUUACGGUGCUUCAUAUUACAGAUUUGAUUUAAACCAAAACAUCACAGAAUUAAAAAUGACUGCACUGGAAGAAGAAAAACACUAUGUUUGUAUGAAAACACGAAAUUAUAAUGCGAUGAAUAAUUGUUAUCUAGUUGAAGUGACUAAAUAUGGUUUAACUUGCCUCAUGUGCGACAAUAAAUCUCGACUUGUAAAUGGAACAUGUCUACCUCUUGACGAAAAUUGUGAGACGUACAACAAAAACAACAAAGGUGUAUUGUGUAAAACUGGGUUUGUUUUAAAUGAACAAUUCGAAUGUAUUAGUUCAGAAAUUUGUUUAUAUGGCACAUCAACUAAUUGUUACAAAUGUCAAUAUAGUUACAUAAAAAAUGAAAACAAAUGUGUGUUGGAUUUCAAAUGCCAACACAGUGAUGGGAGUGUUAGCAUCAAUUGUCACAACGGAAAUUCAUAUGACAAAUGCGAAAGCUGCACAUCGCAUUGCCGUUUAUGUAAAAACGAAAAAUGUUUUAUUUGUGAUAACAAUUUCAUUCUAAAUAAUGAAAAUUCUUGCGUUGAAAUCGAAGGUGCAGUUUCAAAUGGAAUAUCGACUGUUUGGUGUAAUGACAAUUAUUACAUGGCAAAUGGGGUUUGCAACAAUUGUUCAUCAAACUACGUACACUCUAUAUCAUGUGACAAAAACAAUGCAAUCACAUGUGAAACUAAUUGUUUUAUUACCAAUGAAAGACAAUGCACGUCACUUAUUUGUAUAAAUGAAACAUUUAAUGAAGAAAACGAAAUGUGUGUUUUAGCAAAAGAAGAAUGUGUUUUUAUUGUGAACAACAAAUGUUUGGAAUGUGAUAAUAAUUAUAAUCUUAACAAUAACAUUUGUGUAAGUGUUAUAAAGAACACAACUUCAACUAAAUGUAUUAUGUAUAACAAAUAUAGCUGUAUUACGUGUGACAUUGGGUAUUACUUUUUAUUUGCAAAAUGUUAUCAUGUUCUGAAAAUUGCACAAGUUGUAUUGAAAGUGAUACAAAAUGUUUGUCAUGUAAAUAUGGGUUUUGUAUGGAUGAGAAUUACACGUGUAUACCAAGCACCGAGCUGUUGGGGAAAUGCGACAAAAUAUCACAAAUUAGUGGUGGGUGUUAUCAAUGCAAAGAUGGGUAUUACAGAGUUGGGAUGGAUUGUGUUGAAUGUCUUUCUAAAUGCUCAACAUGCAACACAAAAGACAAGUGUUUGA